AUGAGCCGACAGUCAGUUCGUCGCGUGGCCGUCAUCGGCGCUGGUAUCAGUGGUGUUGUGUCCGCUGGCCAUCUUCUCGCAGCUGGGGUGAGCGUGACGGUCUUUGAGAGGAACCAAGCUGCAGGGGGAGUCUGGCUCUAUGAUGACCGAAAGCCAAUUGAACCUGCCUACCCUUCCACGAAGCCUUCUGAAGCAGAAAAAACUGGAGAGGAUUAUCGAGAAGACAAGGAGAGGCGCCUCCUUGAACACGCACCACCAGGACCUUGCUACUGGGGCCUCUCCAAUAACGUAUCAACACCUUUGCUGCGUGUCAAGCUCAAUGCUUGGCCCGAGGGAACGCCGGACUUUGUCAACCAUCGAAUUAUGCAGGAAUAUAUCCAGGAUACGUCGAAAAAAGCUGGGGUUGACGAGGCCACUAUCUACGGUGCUCGAGUAAAAAAUGUCUACAAAGAAGGAGCGACAUGGCAUGUCACUUGGUCGACGUUUUCUGAAGAUGUGGCAGGAAGAAAUGUGGAGAGAGAAGAAUCUUCGAUCUUUGAUGCGGUUAUAGUUGCUUCAGGCCACUACCAUGCACCUCGCGUCCCGGACAUACCUGGUUUAUCAGAGUCUAAGGCGCAAUGGCCUUCAAGAAUUAUACAUUCCAAGGCAUACAGGAAACCCAAAGAUUUCGAGGGCAAGAACAUACUUCUCAUCGGGGGAGGCGUGUCCUCAACAGACAUAGCUCGAGAGAUCGGUCCUGUUGCACAAAACAUAUACCAAAGUACACGAAAUGGGGUUUUCGAUCUAUCAUCUAGUCUUCUUCCAGAGAGAGGCGUGAGAAUCAGUGAAGUGGCUUCCUUUGAAUUGCAAAAGGGCGCAAAAGAUCCAUCCCAAGACGAACACUUGCCUCUGGUGGUUCAUCUCAAAUCAGGUCAAAAACUAUGCGGGAUUGAUGGGAUCGUAAUCUGUACAGGAUACCACAUUACGCUGCCCUUUCUUCACAGAUAUCAUGACGAUGAAACGUUGCCAGCAGAAGCGAGUGAGACGGUUCUUGUGACUGACGGCACUCAGGUCCAUAACUUACACAAUGAUAUCUUCUAUAUUCCCGACCCAACCUUAGCUUUUGUCGGAGUGCCAUACUACACUGCCACGUUUACCCUCUUCGAGUUUCAAGCUAUUGCUGUGGCAGCAGUUUUUUCAGGGGUUGCCAAAUUGCCUUCAGAAGCUCAGAUGAAGGAAGAAUACAGCGAGCGAAUUAAGAAAAAUGGAAGCGGGAGAGGGUUUCACUCCCUGAAAGAUAUAGAGGAAUAUUACGUUCGAGACAUACUAGGAUGGAUCAACGCUAGUAGAGCAGACCAAGGACUUCCCCCGAUAGAAGGCCAUACAGAUACUUGGAUACAGGCGAAGGCAGCUCAAAGGGAGAGGCUGAUCAAAAUGGCUCCGUCAUCGACGUCGGUUGACGAAAGGGCCGUAGAGAGUUCUACUGGAGUCGUGCAGCAAAAGCCGAAGCGGCGAUGGGUGAGCUACAUCUGGGAUACCUUCGACAAGUCGCCUGAAGAACGCAGGCUGCUCUUCAAGCUUGAUUCGGCCAUUCUUACAUUUGCAUCUCUUGGUUAUUUUAUCAAGUAUCUCGACCAGGUCAACAUCAACAAUGCCUUUGUUUCUGGGAUGAAAGAGGAUUUAGGUCUUUAUUCGAAUGAGCUCAAUUAUAUGCAGGCCUGUUGGACUGUUGGAUACGUUAUUGGCGAAAUUCCCAGCAAUAUACUCUUAACCCGAAUCCGACCCAGAUACUGGAUUCCUGCAAUGGAGCUUCUGUGGACCGUUCUUACGUUUUCGCUAUCGAGAUGUAAUACUCCGACCCAAUUCUACGUACUGAGAUUUUUUGUAGGCCUGGCAGAAAGUACAUUUUAUCCCGGAAUGCAAUAUAUCAUCGGUUCGUGGUAUCGAAAAGACGAACUAGCGAAACGAUCCUGCAUAUUCCACACCAGCAGUGGAAUCGCUAGCAUGUUUUCGGGGUAUCUCAUGGAUGCCGUUUAUCGACUUGGUGGACGAGGAGGGUUCAAAGGAUGGCAAUGGCUUUUUGUGAUCGACGGCGUCAUCUCACUGCCAGUUGCCUUGCUCGGUUUCCUCGUGCUACCUGAUGUGCCCGAGAUAUCUAACCCAUGGUAUCUGAGCCAAAAGGAGGUUGAGUUAUCGCAGAAACGAAUGGAGAUGGAAGGAAGGAAGAAUCGAGGACCAUAUACGAAAGCGAAGCUCAAAAAGAUCUUUUCAUCAUGGCAUAUUUGGCUUCUGACUAUUCUUUAUAUAGCGUUCAACAACGGUGCCACCGGCGGUCAGCCAGUCUUUCAGCAAUAUCUCAAAGACUCCACACAUCCUAAAUACUCGAUAUCGCAGAUCAACUCUUACCCAACAACCACCAACGCAGUCCAAGUGGUAACGACAUUAAUUUAUGCCUGGACAUCUGAUUCAAUUUUGGACGGAAGACGCUGGCCACCAAUCAUCUUCGGUGCUGUUGUGAACAUUAUCUCCUACGUUUCCUUGGCUAUUUGGGACAUUCCGACUGGGUGGAAGUGGACCUGCUAUAUUAUCUCCGGGGCUGGCUAUGGACUAAGUGGUCUCUUGAUGGCAUGGGCCCAUGAAAUAUGCUCUGAAGACAAUGAGGAACGGUCUCUCGUCAUUGGGAGCAUGAAUGAAAUGGCCUAUGUCUUCCAGGCAUGGCUGCCACUGGUUGUAUGGCAGCAAAUCGAUGCGCCUCAGUACCGGAAAGGCUUCAUAACUGUAACAAUAAUGUCAGUGAUUCUGAUUAUCACUACAUUUUCCAUCCGGGCCCUACACCACAGGGAAAAUGUUUGGAAGUGA
This is a messenger RNA of Aspergillus wentii DTO 134E9, 2838 nucleotides long. Its product is annotated as putative FAD dependent oxidoreductase. The record is from RefSeq and is a predicted model, not a curated record. Gene Ontology annotation, cellular component: membrane. Gene Ontology annotation, molecular function: flavin adenine dinucleotide binding; transmembrane transporter activity; NADP binding. The coding region runs from base 1 to 2838 and encodes 945 amino acids. Gene Ontology annotation, biological process: transmembrane transport. The transcript is spliced from 18 exons. NCBI's taxonomy places the organism in Eukaryota, Fungi, Ascomycota, Eurotiomycetes, Eurotiales, Aspergillaceae.